AUGCCAGUAGCUAUUCAUGAAUGCAUUCAACAACUUUCACAUGAGAGCUUCUCUAUUAAUAUUUUUAUAUUGAUUAUAUUUCUUGAAAUAUUCCAAAACAACUUCAUUUGGUCUUCAAAAGCUUUAAAAAUAUUUCUUCUUUCUUUUCACUCGUCGUCGGAUGAAAGACAAAAGCCAAAUCCAAAUAUAACUUGA
Molecule: messenger RNA, 195 nt
Organism: Clunio marinus
Lineage: Eukaryota; Metazoa; Arthropoda; Insecta; Diptera; Chironomidae
Source: the annotation of a GenBank genome assembly